Penicillium diatomitis is the source of this 1956-nucleotide messenger RNA. RefSeq names its product MID1 family protein. Gene Ontology annotation, biological process: calcium ion import across plasma membrane. The transcript has 2 exons. NCBI's taxonomy places the organism in Eukaryota, Fungi, Ascomycota, Eurotiomycetes, Eurotiales, Aspergillaceae. Gene Ontology annotation, molecular function: calcium channel activity. The record is from RefSeq and is a predicted model, not a curated record. The coding region runs from base 1 to 1956 and encodes 651 amino acids.
AUGCGCCGCCAUCUCGCUGCACUGCAGUACCUCCUUGCUGCAUCGAUCACAACCGCGCUCGGCUUUUCAGACGGGAGACCCGCCGCCGAGACAAGCGACCAUGUCCAUGCGCUCGACUCUCGGCGCGAAACGGAGAGCAGCGUGAUCGGCGGGCCGAUCAUUAGCAGCGGGUCUGGAUUUGCGGUUGCGCUGGACUCGUUCAAUGGGUUGGAGAUGCGAGACAUUGAGAAUGAGGAGGAUGAUUCUGGACAGAUGGAUCUCGUGAAGAGGAAUUAUCCUGCCGAUGCUCGAUCCCUAGGCAACAACCAGUACCAAGACCCGCCCAUCGAAGUCGGUGGUAUACAGUGGUUCUUCAUCACCAAGGAAGUUGUCAAUGGGGCCAAGGCCAAGACGAUAUCCUCGCUACCUGCGAGCCUGGGUUCGCGGGAUCUGCGUGGGGAAGAGUAUGUUAAUGACGAGAGGGUCAAGUUGGACUUGCGCAAACGGGAACAGGCCAAAGUCGGGGAGGAGGAGGAGGAGGAGGAGAAACCACUGGUCAAACGAGACCAGACGACUGUCUACCUCUCCUUGACAACGUGCAGCAAGCCCACGACAAACAAGACCGAUGCUUUACCGGGCGACUUCCCACAGUUGCAAAUCUACUACUCGACAGAUCCGAACUUGUCCAAGCCCGGACCUGGUCAGGAUAACAGUCGUCAGACCUUGGUCUCCGCCGUGGGUGGCUUUGCAAAUGCCUCGAUCGUCACGGACACCGACAUUUUCAUUGGGGUUGUGGCGCCAAAUUCUACAACGUGGACUGGAAUAUACAAGUACCAGAUCGCUGCAUCGAUCGACGCACCCUUUCAUAGCGUGAUCGACAACGAUCCAUUCUUGUAUUUCAUCGACGCCGACAUGUCGGCUGCUCUGCUGGUCACCAACAAUUUGACGCAAGCGUCUCCGGACUCGGACAACUAUAAACAGUGGAUGAGUCUUGCUCCGCCGUUUACCAUGUUUGCACACAACGUGAACAAUACUGCACUGACGGGACUGGAACGAUCCUACUGUGCGCUGGAACAACUUUCGAACCUGGGUAGUAUCAGCAGCUCUACCGAGGUGGGAAUGACGAAUCGGGGUCUGGGGAAUAAGCCCAAAGAGCAGUUCUAUAUCACGGGGUUGAACCGCAGCUCGACGUAUAAUGGAAUCCUGGCAAUGAAUGGAAACUCCACCUUGUCUGGGAAUGGCAUUGUUGGAGGUGGUGGAAAAGUAUGGCGGGCGAUGAACUUUACUACCAAAACGGAGGACAACUGCGCCGUCCUUUUCAACCUCACCUUCUGCUCCGAAGUCGCCUACGCCGUCCCCGCCAACCCUAAACGCACCAACGUCAACCAACUCCGCCAGAUCUACGAUACCUAUGCCUCGAAUUAUUACACCAAUUUCACCUACAGCCUGCAACAAGUCCAAUGCGAUGCUCCGCCCGAAUCCAUGUACUCCCUCGCCGUGAACUGCAGCACCUGCGCUGACGCCUACAAGCAAUGGCUCUGCAGCGUCUCCAUCCCGCGCUGCGAAGACUUUUCCAAUCCGUCCACCUUCCUUCAAGUUCGCAACGCCGGCCAGCCCUUUAUCAACGGCACUUCAUUGCCCGAAACAGACGCAUACCGCCUCAACCCGAUCAACAACGUGAGUCGCAACCCGCUCAUCGACACGGCGAUCCAGCCCGGCCCGUAUAAGGAGAUCCUGCCAUGUCUGGAUAUUUGCUCGUCCAUGGUGAGGGCUUGUCCGACGGUGUUGAAUUUUGGAUGUCCGUCCGGCGAGGGGUUGAACGCGAGUUACGGGUAUCGAAGUGAUGACGGAGAUAUCACGUGUAGUUAUUUGGGAGCGGCGUAUUACCUGAAUGGGGCGGUGGGGAUGAGUGGAAGAGAUGGAUUGGUCGUUUGGACGAUGGUGGUCGUUGUAGUUGUUGGAAGUUGGCUUAUGUAG